CCUGGUUCUCAAGAUUACCACAUGUAGUACCUCUUCAAGGUGCUAGGAGUCACAACGUUCAGAUUUUUAAAAAGCCCGCUCACUCUGGGAGCGCCCCCGUCUCGUCAUUGCUUUUCUUUGUGCGCGAGGGGUCACUUCGUUCCAGUAAAAGUUAAUUAUAUUUACAUAGUUUAGCGUUAUUUCAGGAUACAAAAUGCCAAAGAGACAUAGAAAGUCAAGUGAUAAGGAUUCAACGGAAAGAUUGGAGAAAAAAAUCCGAAAAUAUCAAAAGAUAUUGAGCAAUCGUCAGGAAGUAGAAUUGGAGGUUAGAAUCUUCCGAAAAACAGAUUGACCCGCAAUUAGAUCUCGAACAUGAGGAGAUCUUAGAUCGGGAAAACGUCGAGAAUAUGCCACCCGACGAAAAUUGUGUAACCGAAGAAAUUUUGAAAUUGCUGGGAGACAAUCCAAAGAUCUCUAAGGCAGUUAAACCUAAAUUACACAAGGACAUAUCAGACCGACUAGAAGGAUGGAUAACCGACGGAUUACCAAAGGAGGAUCAAGAGAAACUCAUCAAAAAAUAUUCUCGCCCAGAUUUUCUUGAGGCUCCGAAAUUGAAUCCAGAGGUUGAACCAGCGAUGCAAGAAGCGGCAAUAAAAAGAGAUAAACACUUCCUAGAAAACCAAAAUAAUAUUGGCUCGGCGAUUGCGAGCGUAGGCUCUGCGUUAUCUCUAAUACUGUCAGCAGACGAGGAAGGCUUAGACGAACUCUUAAUUAUAGAAAGACUUUCUGAUACGAUUAGAUUCUUAGCUGAUCUUUUUAACAAACAGACAGUUUGUAGGAGAGCAUUUAUUUUACCGGGCUUAAAACCUAAGUUAAAAGCAGCUCUGGAAAAGACUAAGGCGGAAGAGUUUCUUUUCGGAAAAGAAUUGAGUGAAAAAAUCAAACAAGUAGGCGUUAUGGAAAAAAUGGCUAAGACACUUAAAGAACAACCACCUAAGAAGCAGAAUACUUUUUUUCCAAAAAACUGGAAAGGCCAUCCAGGGAGGACCUGGAACAGUACUCAGCCAUAUCAACAACAGAACCAAUCGAAACGUCGAUUUUUCAAGAAGAAGACUCAAUAUCAAAAUCGCUCUCAGAAUUCGAGCACCAAGUCAGCAACGGUGAACGACAAGAAAACAACUUAGUAAGUCAUAGCUGGUCGUUUAAGUAAAUAUUUCGAAAAUUGGAAAAAGCUAACAAACGAUAAAUUCGUGUUACAAUGUAUCAAAGGGUACAAAAUACGAUUUUGUAAACCAGUACGUAAGUCUUUUGAGUAUAAAGAACCAUCUAGAUCUAAUAAGGGAGAAAUACUAUUAGCUCAAGCAAUAGAUAAAUUAUUGAACAAAAAAGUUAUUGUACGAGGCAAAGAAGAAACAGGUCAAUAUUUAUCACCUUAUUUUUUAAUUUCCAAACCGAAUGGGGAAUACCGGUUUAUUCUGAAUUUAAAAGGAUUAAAUAAAUUUAUACAAACAGAACAUUUUAAAAUGCAGGACUUAAGAACAGCUUCGAGAUUAAUUCUACAGGAUAAUUUUAUGGCAUCAUUAGAUUUACAGGAUGCGUAUUACCUUAUAUCAAUAGAUAAAUCUUGUAGGAAAUACUUGCGUUUCAAAUUCCAAGAUAAUAUAUACGAAUUUACGGUAUUCCCUUUCGGAUUAUGUACUAGCCCUUAUGUAUUCACAAAAAUCAUGAAACCAUGAAACCUGUCAUGGGCUAUUUGAGAGCGCAAGGUUUAUUGUCAGUAGACUAUUUAGAUGAUAUGUUAUUAAUAGGAAAAGAUUAUAAAGAAUGUUACAUGAAUAUAAAAGUAACGAGGAUUUUACUAGAGUCAUUAGGCUUUAUUUUAAAUAAGGAAAAAUGUAGAUUAAUUCCGUCAAAACAAUGUAGGUUUUUAGGUUUUGAUAUUGAUUCACACAAGUAUAUAAUAUCGCUUUCCAAGGAAAA
Messenger RNA from Solenopsis invicta (red fire ant), 1959 nucleotides. RefSeq lists its product as uncharacterized. The transcript has 2 exons. NCBI's taxonomy places the organism in Eukaryota, Metazoa, Arthropoda, Insecta, Hymenoptera, Formicidae. The coding region runs from base 387 to 1163 and encodes 258 amino acids. The record is from RefSeq and is a predicted model, not a curated record.